Molecule: messenger RNA, 2391 nt
Organism: Penicillium cataractarum
Lineage: Eukaryota; Fungi; Ascomycota; Eurotiomycetes; Eurotiales; Aspergillaceae
Exons: 1
Coding region: 1-2391 (796 amino acids)
Source: RefSeq, a predicted model, not a curated record
AUGUCAAAAUACACGGAAGAUGCGCCUGGGCAGCAGGUGUCCUCGAAAAGCCCUCCGUAUCAUUCGUCCCAAGAUCGAACCCUGGUGGACAGACAGCGCGACAACAGAGACAAAACCGAAACGAAUGCACACCCAGCCAUUGCAGGGGUAAAUGCAACAAAUCAGCCGAAUCCCUCGAUCGCCAGGAGUAUGUCUCGAUACCGGCGCAACCGACCUUCUGCAGCUUCAGCGACGCCUCCCACGCCUGCGCUGCCUAGUCGCGUAAAGGCUCAGUGUGCGCCUGCUCUGCCAAGCAGUGCCAAGCCGGCGCUGGGGGCGGAGGAAGAACGGGCAAGAGAACAACACAGGCAAAAUGCGAUGGCGCAGUUGACAGGAGCACCUGUUCCUACUCAGGCACUCCCAUCACAGUCUGCAAAGGCAGCGAGAGAAGUUCAAUCGGGGAAGGCGCUUCACAAAGAUCCACCCGCGACGACAUCAUCGCGACCUGUUCAGUCAAGCCGACACAAAGCGGAUGCCCCACCCUCCUCCAGUGAUAGCAACCGCAAGUCCCUGCUACAAAAGGUCGGGCUGUCCAAGUCGAAACUGUCCCAAGACCAUACCAAAGAGUCUGCUAGCUCCGCCUCGUCAAAGCCCAAUUACAUCGGAGUUGGAGGUGGCGGUAUUGUCCCUGGCACUGAUGCGCCAGUCUCCGCUGUGAAUGCGGGUGAGCGUUUAGUGCUUGUCAAGUUUGGCGAUGCCAGUGCACAGUUGCCCGUGACUCCUUUCACCCAGGUGCAAGAUCUGCUACAGGCUGCUACUCGACAAAUUUCUCGUGACAUUAAUCCCGACACCUUCAUCUUGAUCGAGUCUUUCCAACAGAUCGGUCUGGAACGACCCUUGCGCCAGUAUGAGCGUAUCCGAGAUGUCAUGAACUCCUGGGCCCUAGAUACUGACGGGAGCCUCAUUAUCGUACCGCCUUCAAGCAUGGAGGCUAUCGCCCAGCUCGAGGCGCAAAGCGUUCCUACUGAGAAGCCUACGGAGACCACGGUCUACUGCUACUACUCUCACCGACCUCGCAAGUGGGAUAAAAGAUACGUCACUCUCCGCACCGAUGGACAAGUGACAAUUUCCAAGAAAGAGAACUUGAAAGAUGCCACUAACAUCUGCCACCUUUCGGACUUUGACAUCUACACCCCUAGCGCUCAAUCACCUGCAAAGGAGAUCAAACCCCCUAAGAAAAUCUGCGUUGCAAUCAAGAGUCAGGAGAAAUCGUCCAUGUUCCUUUCGACUGACAACUUUGUGCACUUCUUCAGCACUAAUGACCGUGCCGUUGCGGACAAGUGGCACAAAGCUGUUCAGAGCUGGCGAAGCUGGUAUCUGGUGAAUAAGGUGGGUGUUGCGAAUCCAGUGAAAGCGGCGGAUGAGACGGAUCGGAAGGCUUCUCUGGUACAAUCGGUGACGAGGACAAUUCCACAACCGCAAGGCGUAUCUUCCGAUAUACCUCGGUUGGAUCGUCAAAACAGUGAGCCAGAGCCCACGCGCCGGUCUGUUGAGCGUGCCCGAAAGGAAGCGUCCGUUCCUCGCAGAAAGACCACCCGCGAGCAUAGACCUCCCCCAAGCUCGUUCCCAAAGACCCUUGCCAUCGACACCAACACGAGUCAUCAUCGUCAUGACAGGUCUCCCACCGAAGAGACGUUGGACUCUGUCUUCACGUCAUCUGGCCUAUUGGGUAGGACGUACACCCAGCGACAACAGGCGAUGCAUGAGCGAGAAGAGAGAGAGAAGCGAGCGAAGCAAGACCCUUUUGCUGCUCAGGGUCUGGUUUCAGGCAGCCCCGUGUACUCUCCAAUUGCACAGCCGAGUAGCCGCACUAAUACGCUCACCCAAGCAGAUGCGGCUGCCCACUUGGGGCGUACAAUGUCCCUCAACCAGGGUCAGAAGCCGUUGGUGGACUUGACACCGGUCUUUGUGGAGCCACCGCAGCACACUCGCAAAGGGCGUGGUGUGACCGUUGAACCUGGCCGGCAGCUGAUCGAUGCUGCCACCGGUCCCGAGCUGACGCCUGGUACGGUGAACGUCCCUCCGGCUACGGCCUGGCGACGACCUGCUGCCGAAGUCACUUCGCAGAGUCGGUACCGGUCGAAUACCAUGCGGAGCGGGCGACAGGUCUCGGCACAGGUUCAGUACCCAGGCGCCAGCUCAGUGGGAGCCAGCCCGACUUCGCCAGUCGGCCCAUUCGUGGCGAACAGCUUGCUUGCGGCAUCGAGCCGCAACAUGGCCAGUCACCAGGUGCAGAGCAGAGCACCUGGGGGACAUGGCGUUGCGACGGGUGACCGCAAUGCAACCCGUCCGCUGAUCGAUAUGUCGGGCGAGAACCCCUUUGCGGAAGGCAGUCUGCUGCGGAAGCUGUGA